GAUAUCACUUGCUCUUUAACUGUGCUCCUCAUAGUAUGCAGUUUACUUUGUGUGCUGUUGUAAUCUAACAACAGGGAGGGGAGACAUUAAAGGGUCAUGCCACUCAAUGUCGUGCUGGACGGUCCGGCCCCCUGGGGGUUUCGGCUGACGGGAGGGAAGGACUUCAACCAGCCCCUGACCAUCUCCAGGAUCACUCCCGGCAGUAAGGCCUCUGUAGCCAACUUGUGUCCUGGUGACAUCAUCCUGGCCAUCGAGGGGGCCCCGGCCUCGGACAUGCUGCACUGUGAAGCCCAGAACAAGAUCAAGGAGUCCAGCAGUCAGCUCCGUCUCACUGUAGAGAGAAAUGAAUCCAAACUGUGGUCUCCUCGUGUUGUGGAGGACGGCAGAGCUCAGCCAUACAAAAUGAACCUGGAAGCAGAACAGCAGGAAUAUAAACCUAUCGGCACAGGUCACAACCGAAAAGCUCAGCCAUUUGUAGCAGCAGCAAACAUCGAUGACAAGCGCCAAGUGGUCAGCUCAGCAUACAACACUCCUAUAGGCCUCUACUCCUCAGGAAACAUCCAGGACGCCAUGCAGGGACAAAUCAGAGGCCUGGUGCACCAAAAGCCUGGGAGCCCCAGGCCUCUGACCAGCAUCGAGGACUCUGACGUGUACAGGAUGUUGCAGAGUGGCGAGGAGGAACCACAGGAGCCUCGACAGUCUGGCUCCUUCAAAGCCCUACAGGAGUCUAUCGAUGGUGAUGGCACUCGACCCAUUGUAACCAGAACAGUAAAAGCCCCGUCAACCAAACCGACUCCACCCACAGGAAACCUGCAGAAACUGCCCAUCUGUGACAAGUGUGGGAAUGGGAUUGUUGGGACGGUCGUGAAGGCACGAGACAAAUACCGUCACCCCGGCUGCUUUGUAUGCAACGACUGUGACAUCAACCUCAAACAGCAGGGCUACUUCUUUGUGGAGGGGCAGCUGUACUGUGAGACUCACGCUCGAGCUCGGACGAGACCACCAGAGGGACACGACCUCAUCACAACUUUUCCCUCUGCAUAGAUUCCCCACUAAUGAGCACAAACAGACACACUUUGGUCAAAUAUUCCCCCCCCAACACACAUCUGUUUGUGUUAUCUUACAUCUGUUUGUGUUCACUUCUAUCUUGUCUGUGUGAAUUAUACUCUUUAAAAAUACACUCUUGCAGGUACAUAACAUGACAAAGUUCUGACCUUGAGGUCACAUCUAUGUCUGAACAGGUUGAUCAUUGAACCUGGUUGUUAAUAGAGCCAAGCAGCAGUGAUAAUAAACAGAAAGAUUUGACAUGUUCAGACCUCAGUUCAAAGUGUAGGAGUGCAUUUAUCUGUGAAGUUUUCAAUAAACAGCACUAUCUUUAAAGCAGAAUAACUCAGAGAGUCCUAAGUAUAGUGAUGGCAUUAAACAAAAGGCCACGCAAACAAAAAGAAAAAUGUUUACAAGUAAAAUGGAUGUUCUUCCAUUAUUAUUUGUUUCCACAGUUUGCUUUCUUUGUACAUCAAAGAUACAUUAAAUAGUGAAGGUGGUUUCU
Molecule: messenger RNA, 1549 nt
Organism: Labrus bergylta (ballan wrasse)
Lineage: Eukaryota; Metazoa; Chordata; Actinopteri; Labriformes; Labridae
Product: PDZ and LIM domain protein 3
Biological process (GO): muscle structure development; actin cytoskeleton organization; heart development
Cellular component (GO): adherens junction; stress fiber; filamentous actin
Molecular function (GO): muscle alpha-actinin binding; actin binding
Source: RefSeq, a predicted model, not a curated record